Molecule: messenger RNA, 1388 nt
Organism: Perognathus longimembris pacificus (Pacific pocket mouse)
Lineage: Eukaryota; Metazoa; Chordata; Mammalia; Rodentia; Heteromyidae
Gene: Cimip2b
Product: family with sequence similarity 166 member B
Exons: 8
Coding region: 1-1347 (448 amino acids)
Source: RefSeq, a predicted model, not a curated record
AUGGGUACGGGCCGAGCCCGAUGCGGAGCUCGCGCUCCGGGCCGGCGAAUGGAAGACCUGUCGGAGAUCCGGGGCCCGCCCCCGCCGCGCCGCUCAGCAGGGCCCGGACGGACGCCGCUCCGCUCAGGGCCUGGGCCGCGAGGUGACGGUGGCGGCGGGGCCGGCGGCGGCGCUCCGGGGCGCCGGCGGGCGGGCUCCCCGCAGGCGGAGGCGGACAGGCGGGCGGGCGGCGGCGGCUCCGCUUCGCCGCUGGGGCUCAGGCUCCGCGGCCUGCCAGGGGCGGGGCGGGGCCGGGCCGGGCCGGGCCUCCGCUUAACUCCUUCGCGCCGGGACCUCGCGCGGCGGCCACGCCCCCCAGAGAGAAGCCUCCACCUGCCGGGAAGCGCCUCCUUCCGCGCGGGCCCACCCCUCACGAAGUCCCGCCCCCUCAAAGACUGCUUUCCCCGAGACCCCUCCCCUCCACGGGGACCUUCCCUGAGGAUGACACUGCCACCAUCAGCGCCACCAGAACCCUUCAGUGCUGUGCCCACUCCUCCCUGCCUGGCUAUGACCAGCGCUUUCAUCCCGGGGCUCAAGCCUCGGAACCCUCAUUAUAUUCCAGGGUACACUGGACACUGCCCAUUACUUCAGUUCAGCAUGGGACAGACCUAUGGGCAGGUGACUGGCCAGCUACUUCAAGGCCCACCUGGCAUUGCCUGGCCUCCUGCCCGCCGCACACUUCUGCCUCCCAUUUGUCCUCCGAGAUCGCCUGAGCUUCUCGGGGAGAGGCCACCUCUCCGGCGUGGGCACGAAAGACUCAGCUCCAGCAUGAUCCCAGGGUACACGGGUUUUGUCCCCCAGGCACAGUUCAUCUUUGCCAAGAACUGCAGCCAGGUCUGGGCUGAGGCUCUGAAUGAUUUUACCCAGUGGCAUGGGAGGCAGAGGAGUCAAGAGCUGCUGGAGGAGGCCAAGGAAGAAAAGGACACAGAGGAACACCAGGAACCAAAGGCAGAAGAGCCGGAGCAGAAGGCUUCUCCUUACUCCAUGGAUGACACAGACCCUCAGAAGUUCUUCAUGUCAGGCUUCACUGGCUAUGUGCCCCGAGCUCGCUUCCUCUUUGGCUGCAGCUUCCCAGUGCUCACCAACCAAGCACUGCAGGAAUUUGGGCAAAAGCACCCUCGGCACAGGGCCCAGGAGGAGCUCCAGCCUCUCCCCCCACUUCCUAGAACCUACCUUCAGAACGCGGGUCUUCUGCCCCACUAUGGGGGCUAUGUGCCAGGGUAUAAGUUCCAGUUUGGCCACACAUUUGGGCAUCUCACCCAGGAUGCCCUGGGCCUCAACAGCUCUCAGAAGCAGCUCCUGGCUUAGGUAUCUGGACUUCAAGUUCUUCUUUGUCUUUUUUUUUUGGU